CUGUCAGGUCAGCUCUGGGUGACGUUUGACAAAUGCCAGUUGCGAGGAGCCAGCCGGGCAUUCCCUCUCCUCCCAGCUGCAUUGUGGGUACGAGGAGAAGGAUGCAAAGAUGGCUGAAAAGCAGAAGCACGAUGGCCGGGUGAAGAUCGGACACUACGUCCUGGGGGACACCCUGGGGGUCGGCACCUUCGGCAAAGUGAAAAUGGGGGAACAUCAGCUGACCGGACAUAAGGUGGCUGUGAAAAUCUUAAACAGACAGAAGAUUCGGAACUUGGACGUGGUCGGUAAAAUUAAGCGAGAAAUCCAGAACCUCAAGUUAUUCCGUCACCCUCACAUCAUCAAACUGUACCAGGUGAUCAGCACUCCAACGGACUUCUUCAUGGUGAUGGAGUAUGUCGCCGGAGGAGAGUUAUUCGACUAUAUAUGCAAAAAUGGGCGGGUGGAGGAACCCGAAGCGCGGCGCCUGUUCCAGCAGAUCCUGUCGGCCGUGGAUUACUGCCACCGACAUAUGGUGGUUCACCGGGACCUGAAGCCUGAGAACGUCCUGCUGGAUGCACACAUGAAUGCCAAGAUUGCUGACUUCGGUCUUUCUAAUAUGAUGUCAGACGGAGAGUUUCUGCGGACCAGCUGCGGAUCCCCAAAUUAUGCCGCUCCAGAAGUCAUAUCAGGAAGAUUGUAUGCUGGCCCCGAGGUGGAUAUCUGGAGCUGCGGGGUGAUCCUGUACGCCCUCCUCUGCGGGACGCUGCCGUUCGACGACGAACACGUCCCCACCCUAUUCAAAAAAAUCAGAGGAGGAGUUUUCUACAUGCCCGAGUACCUGAACCGGUCGGUCGCUACUUUAUUAAUGCACAUGCUGCAGGUUGAUCCGCUGAAACGCGCCACUAUCAAAGACAUGAGAGAACACGAAUGGUUCAAGCAAGACCUGCCCAGCUACUUGUUCCCGGAAGACCCCAAUUACGACGCCAACGUCAUCGAUGACGAGGCGGUGAAGGAGGUGUGUGAGAAGUUUGAAUGUACGGAGUCGGAGGUGAUGAACAGCCUGUACAGCGGUGAUCCUCAGGACCAGCUCGCCGUGGCCUACCAUCUGGUCAUAGACAACCGGAGGAUAAUGAACCAAGCCAGUGAGUUCUACCUUGCCUCCAGCCCACCAACCGGCUCCUUCAUGGACGACAUGCAUAUCCCCCCCGGUGUCAAACCGCAUCCAGAGCGGAUGCCACCCCUGGUGGCGGACAGCCCCAAGGCCCGGUGCUCUCUGGAUGCCCUGAACACUACUAAACCCAAACCCCUAGCUGUGAAAAAAGCUAAGUGGCACCUGGGAAUCCGCAGCCAGAGCAGACCUCAUGAUAUCAUGGCGGAGGUCUACCGGGCGAUGAAGCAGCUGGACUUCGAAUGGAAGGUGGCGAACCCUUAUCACCUGCGAGUACGGAGGAAGAACCCUGUGACGGGGAAUUAUGUGAAGAUGAGCCUCCAGCUCUACCAGGUGGACAAUCGCAGUUAUCUUCUGGACUUCAAAAGCAUCGAUGAUGAAUUGAUGGAUCACAAGUCCGGCUCCUCCUCUCUCCAUCGCUCCUGCUCGGGGGCGGGUCUGCACCGGCCAAGGCUGAGCAUCGACUCCACCGCCUCCGACUCCCAGAGCGGAUCUCUCUACGGCUCCAUUUCUGGCUCCUUCUCAUUGGCCAGCCCGAGGAUCGGUAGCCACACCAUGGAUUUCUUUGAAAUGUGUGCCAGCCUCAUUACGGCAUUGGCGCGCUAACAAGCCACGUGAUUGGUCGCUGGAUGAUGUACGAUGCGGCGGGUCUCUUUCACCUUCGGGACAUUCCAGGCAAAUCCUCCAGACCUUCUUCCUAUCUCCGGCUCUCCUAAUGAAGUGGCUUAAAGUUCUCAUCAUAACUGAAGGAGAGGGCAGGAGAAAUGUCUGGAAUGAGUAAAAGGAAACAUAAUGGAGUGGAGUAAAGUGCAAUAGAGUAGAAUGGAAUAAAGUCAAUUAAAAUGGAGUGCAAUAGAGUAGAAUAGAAUAUACGGAAGUGCAAUAGUAAGAGUAAUAUGAGGGAGGAACAGAGAAAAUUGAAAAAGUUUGGAGUGAAUUGAAUCGAGCGGAGUGGCUUACAGUAGAGUGCAGCGCAAUAUAGUAAAAAAUAAUGCGGUGCAAUAGUUUACAAUGGAGUAGAAUAUAAUAUAAUGAAGUGCAAUAGUAAUGAGAGUAAUAUGAGGGAGGAACAGAGAAAAUUAGAAAAGUUUGGAGUGAAUUGAAUAUAGCUUACAGUAGAGUGCAGUGCAAUAUAAUAAAAAAAUAAUGCAGUGCAAUAGUUUACAAUGGAGUAGAAUAUAAUAUAAUGAAGUGCAAUAGUAAUGAGAGUAAUAUGAGGGAGGAACAGA
This is a messenger RNA of Rana temporaria (common frog), 2376 nucleotides long. It is a transcript of the gene PRKAA2, whose product is annotated as protein kinase AMP-activated catalytic subunit alpha 2. NCBI's taxonomy places the organism in Eukaryota, Metazoa, Chordata, Amphibia, Anura, Ranidae. The coding region runs from base 110 to 1753 and encodes 547 amino acids. The record is from RefSeq and is a predicted model, not a curated record. The transcript has 9 exons. Gene Ontology annotation, molecular function: ATP binding; AMP-activated protein kinase activity. Gene Ontology annotation, biological process: intracellular signal transduction; protein phosphorylation. Gene Ontology annotation, cellular component: cytoplasm.